Oryzias melastigma (Indian medaka) is the source of this 1292-nucleotide messenger RNA. Its product is annotated as SH2 domain-containing protein 1A. The record is from RefSeq and is a predicted model, not a curated record. Lineage: Eukaryota; Metazoa; Chordata; Actinopteri; Beloniformes; Adrianichthyidae. The transcript has 3 exons. The coding region runs from base 593 to 1042 and encodes 149 amino acids.
GAUUAACAGCAUCUUACUCAUCUGUAAAAAUAUUUAAGUGGCUUUUUUUUACAGGUUUUUAUUCAUCAAAGUAGUUUUGGAAAAAGAGGAGCGAAUCUUCUGCUGAAUCGCAAACACGAUGAGGCUGGAAAGUGUGUCUUUGCAGCAGUAUGUCAUGUUUUCCUGUGUAAAUAUAUGAUUUUGACCUUUUUUUUUUUUUUUUGAUCCCUCCCUUGGUUUUUCAGUUGUUGUGGAAAUGUUCAGUUUGAAUCUUUGAAGUCAUUUCCUGCCGUGAAAUACAACCAUUUCCUGAGAGAUACACAAACCCACAUUUUACUGGUGCUCAUAGGUGCACACAUGUGUGCAUCUCGAACAGAGAGCAAAGAAAGGCAGUGAACAAGGAGCUCGAGUGUCAGAGGUUAAUGAGCGAGUCGCUCCGACCUGGGAUGAAGAGGGAAAGCGUUCAGGUCAAAGGUCAGGCUUUUUAAGGAAACAAGAUUUUACCUUUGGAGGAUAUUGUUGUUCCCGUAUUCCCCCAUAAAAUUUAAAACACAAAAAAGGAGAUUUUCGGUGUCGAAAAUUAGCAAAAAAACAGACCUGAAGUUAAAUUGCGAUGGAAAAUUUACCUAUUUACCACGGACCCAUCGGCAAGGAGGAGGGCGAGCGGCGGCUGGGCCAGGACGGGCGUGACGGGUGUUAUCUGAUCCGUAACAGCGACUCGUUGGCAGGCGUUUACUGCCUGUGUGUGCUGUGCAAGGGUUUCGUCUACACCUACAGACUCUACCAGGACGACACCGGUUCAUGGGCGGCAGAAACAACCCCCGGCGUGCCGAAACGGUGUUUUCGACAGAUCAAGAAUCUGAUAAGAGCCUUCCAAAAGGCCGAGCAGGGAAUCGCCAUGCCGCUGCUGUACCCCAUCACCGCCCAGGGGCGGGCGGACACCCAGUCGCUCGGCAGCCUGUCGCCGCCUCCCGGCGGUCAUCGCUCUUCCAUCCAGCAGCAGAUGCCGAAUGCCGUUCAGAAAAACAGGAACCAGAAGGAGGUGCGGCAAACUUAUGGUUAGGGGCAAACCCUACACUCAACCCUGAACUACAGUUUCGAAAAACACGUCGACUCCCACUCUUACAUUGACUAUGUGUGAUUUUUCUUUUUUUUUUCUUUCUUGCCCAAAUCAAAUUUUUUUUUACUUUUUAAACUUCCUCUGUGCUGUAAAAUACCGAACUGCUUUAACAUUCAAGUUGACAAUAAAUAUUGGUCUCUGUGUAAUUGUUUUCUGUGAAGGAAGAGGAAAUAAACGUCUUUAAAUAAGGUCA